UUUUAUAAAAAUUUGAGGUGUGAGUGCAAAAAAUAGGAGUGUGGAUAGCAAUAUUGAAGAACUAAUUAAUAGUUUGGAAGAACCGAGCUGGAAUGUUCCCCUGAAAUCAGAAAAGCAAAUUAGCCGGGCUGAUCAUGAUUGAACGGUUGUUGUGUGUAGUGUAAUCCAUCUUCUUAAAUCUCAAAUAUAACAACCAACCGCUCUCUCUCUCUCUCUCUCUCUCUCUCUCUCUCUCUCUCAAGUCGAAGUUUUCAGUGAGAAACAAAUGGAAGAUGGAAAUGGGUUGAAGCCAAUGGACGCUGAGCAACUGAGAGAGCAGGCUCAUAAGAUGGUUGACUUCAUUGCUGAUUACUACAAAACCAUCGAAAAUUUCCCUGUUCUCAGCCAAGUCCAGCCAGGUUAUCUUGGGAAGCUACUACCGGAUUCUGCUCCUACUUACCCUGAGUCAUUGGACCAUGUUUUGAAGGAUGUACAGGAAAAGAUACUACCGGGGGUGACACAUUGGCAAAGCCCUAAUUAUUUUGCAUAUUUUCCUUCCAAUAGUAGCAUUGCUGGUUUUUUAGGAGAGAUGCUUAGUGCUGGUCUCAACAUUGUUGGUUUCAGCUGGAUAACUUCUCCUGCAGCAACUGAACUUGAAACAAUCGUCCUGGACUGGCUUGCCAAAGCACUCCAGUUGCCUCAUGAUUUCUUUUCUACUGGGAAAGGGGGUGGAGUUAUACAGGGAACAGCAAGUGAAGCUGUACUAGUUGUCUUGUUGGCUGCGCGUGACAAAAUCCUAAGGAGGGUUGGAAGGAGUUCCCUUCCUAAGCUUGUGACAUAUGCAUCUGACCAAACACACUCUGCUUUACAAAAAGCCUGCCAGAUAGGAGGACUUAAUCCAGAGCUUUGCAGGUUGCUUAAAACCGAUUCUUCCACAAAUUUUGCACUAUCCCCUGAUGUACUUUCUGAAGCAAUUUCAAAUGACAUUGCCAGUGGUCUUAUACCCUUCUUCUUAUGUGCUAAUGUUGGUACUACUUCAUCAACAGCUGUUGAUCCUCUACCUGCAUUGGCGAAAGUCACUAGGGCCAACAAAAUCUGGUUUCAUGUGGAUGCUGCUUAUGCUGGAAGUGCUUGUAUAUGUCCAGAGUACCGCCACUUCAUUGAUGGGGUUGAUGAAGUAGAUUCAUUUAACAUGAAUGCGCAUAAAUGGUUCCUUACUAACUUUGACUGUUCACUACUUUGGGUUAAGGACAGGACUGCUCUGAUUGACUCACUGUCUACAAAUCCUGAAUUUCUGAAAAAUAAGGCCUCUCAAGGAAACUUGGUCAUAGAUUACAAAGAUUGGCAAAUUCCUCUUGGGCGUCGCUUUAGAUCAUUAAAAUUGUGGAUGGUGUUGCGACUCUAUGGAUUGGAAGGCCUGCAAACUCACAUAAGGAACCACAUUGCAAUGGCUGCUUAUUUUGAGGAGCUUGUUGGUCAAGACACAAGAUUCAAGCUUGCUGCGCCUCGAACAUUCUCUUUAGUUUGUUUUCGGCUUUUGCCUCCCCCAAACUCUGAAGAUAAUGGCAAUAAACUGAAUCAUGAUCUACUUGACUCAGUAAAUGCAACGGGAAGUAUUUUCAUAACACACACGGUUCUAGCAGGUGAGUUCAUUUUACGUUUUGCAGUAGGAGCACCAUUGACAGAAGUGAGGCAUGUCAAUGUAGCAUGGCAGAUUUUGCAAGAAAAAGCCACUGCUCUAUUAGUGAGUUCAUAGGAUGGAUGAAUCUGCUCUUGCAGCAUCUACCAUUGCUUUUUGAGGCAUCCUCAGUUUCAAAUGUCUGCAUUCAUUUGUGUAGAAAAUAUUAUAGAACUCAGAGCAUGUUUAAUCUAAUCAAAUGACGCUUCUUUUAUAGGGGAGGGUAUAAAGUCUAUACCAUAAAUUAAUGAGUGAUUUUAGGAAUAAUCAAUUAUGAGUUCCUUGUGGCCAGAGAUUCAAAGCAUUGCUAAUAAUCAAAUUGAGCACAAUCCAUUAAGUUAGUAAA
Messenger RNA from Cicer arietinum (chickpea), 2003 nucleotides. Its product is annotated as tyrosine decarboxylase 2. The record is from RefSeq and is a predicted model, not a curated record. Gene Ontology annotation, biological process: carboxylic acid metabolic process; amino acid metabolic process. Gene Ontology annotation, molecular function: pyridoxal phosphate binding; carboxy-lyase activity. NCBI's taxonomy places the organism in Eukaryota, Viridiplantae, Streptophyta, Magnoliopsida, Fabales, Fabaceae. Gene Ontology annotation, cellular component: cytoplasm.